This is a messenger RNA of Klebsormidium nitens, 720 nucleotides long. NCBI's taxonomy places the organism in Eukaryota, Viridiplantae, Streptophyta, Klebsormidiophyceae, Klebsormidiales, Klebsormidiaceae. The record is from the annotation of a GenBank genome assembly.
AUGGCAGAAGUUCCGGGCAGCCUGCGUAAGUUGGUGGGUCUUCUGGACAGCGGAAACAAGGACGUGCGACAAUCUGCGGUGGCGGCGCUCUCGAGCCUGGCGUUCGACACGGCGAACAGGAGGGCCAUAGCAGCGGUGCCGGGGAGCCUAGAGAAGCUGGUGGGCCUGCUUGACAGCGGGAGCGAGGACUUGCAAGAAAGAGCGGCAGGGGCCCUCCAGAACUUGGCGGGCGGUGCACUGAGCGAGGGCGUGCAAGAGAAAGCGGCGAGGGCGCUCGUGAACCUGGCGGCCGACGCGGCGAACCAGAGGGCCAUAGCUGCAGUGCCGGGGAGCCUGCACACGCUGGUCUUCCUGCUGGAAAGUGGAAACGAGGUCGUGCAAGGCUUUGCGGCGACGGCGCUCAAUAGUCUGGCGGUCGAUUACGUGGCGAACCAAAGGUCCAUAGGGGUAAUCUCGGAAAGCUUGGAAAUGCUGGUUGCCUUGCUGGGAAGCCAGAGAGAGGGCGUUCAGGGACAAGCUGCGUCGGCGCUCGGGAAUUUGGCGGCCGACGAGACAAACAAGAGGGCCAUAGUCGCGGUGCCGGGGAGCAUGCAAAAGCUCCGAGCGCUGAUGGCCAGCGACAAUGAGGCAGUACGGGAGCCGGCGGCGGGGGCGCUGGCGAAGCUUGGCAUGGUGCAAUAUAUAAAGUCGAUCAAUAUUUGUGGAUUGAGAAAUCUGUGA